Molecule: messenger RNA, 2867 nt
Organism: Perognathus longimembris pacificus (Pacific pocket mouse)
Lineage: Eukaryota; Metazoa; Chordata; Mammalia; Rodentia; Heteromyidae
Gene: Serpind1
Product: serpin family D member 1
Exons: 4
Coding region: 696-2138 (480 amino acids)
Biological process (GO): blood coagulation; negative regulation of endopeptidase activity
Molecular function (GO): serine-type endopeptidase inhibitor activity
Source: RefSeq, a predicted model, not a curated record
UACUUAUCUCCAAUUAAUAACCAAAAAGUUUCAAGGGAAGCUGUGGCUCAAGUGGUAAAGCAUUAACCUUAAGUAUUGGUCAAGCCCCAACACUGGCCAAACAAACAAACACAUAAGUAAAAAGACUGUCACAUGCACUUUUCUCCAACAUCUCCUUCCUACAGGUGAAAUGUUUGACUCUUACAGACAAGAUUGAGUCCUCCACCAGAAAUUUCCCUUCGAACUUAGGAACUCUUCUUAGUGGAGCCCCAACACUCUGGCCACCCUAUCCAACCCAUGAGAUAAACCACACCCCCUUUCCUGUCUUCACAGUGCUUUCCAAGCACUAUUUUGAGAGUUCUAUUUACUGUGCAUGCACCGGACAAGAUUAACUCUUUCAUUUGUCAGUGGGGGAAGACCUUUGUUUUCUAUAGCCUAGUAAGAGCUUUCUGAAGAUAGAAGACAAUGUUUGGUGAAUGAAUAAAAAAGAAAGAAACUUCUCCUAGGAGGCCCAGGAAUCUACAAAGCUUUUAAACCUUUAAAGAAAAGAUUCUCCUCUAGGAUCUAUGGAUCCCAUAGGAUCUACCUUUAUCAGAUUUUCUUCAUAUGCAGACCUUAAGCUAUCUACAGUGUGAACUCUGAAACAGGGUGGGCAGGGGACGGUCAGGCUGCUUCUAACCUUGUCUGUUUUCCCUCCCAGCUUCAACUCUGCCAAAAUGAAGUACCCAUUCCGCCCGCUUCUUGUUUCUGUCAUCCUCAUGUGUGUGUGUGGAGGCAGCAUAGGCCUUGCUGAUCCACUAAGUAAUAAAAACCUGAGCAUGCCCCUUUUGCCUGCUGACUUCCACAAAGAAAACACGGUGACCAAUGACUGGAUUCUGGAGGGGGAAGAAGAUGAUGACUACCUGGACUUGGAGAAGUUAUUCAGUGAAGAUGAUGACUACAUUUACAUCAUUGAUGCUGUUUCCCCAACAGACUCAGAACUGAGUGAAGGCAACAUCCUGCAGCUUUUCCAAGGCAAGAGCCGAAUCCAGCGUCUUAACAUCCUUAAUGCAAAAUUUGCCUUCAACCUUUACCGAGGACUGAAGGACCAGGUCAACACUUUUGAUAAUAUCUUCAUAGCACCUGUUGGCAUUUCUACUGCCAUGGGCAUGAUUUCCUUAGGCCUGAGAGGAGAGACCCAUGAACAAGUACACUCGGUUUUGCAUUUUAAAGACUUUGUUAAUGCUAGCACCAAGUAUGAGAUCACAACCAUUCACAAUCUAUUCCGCAAGCUAACUCAUCGCCUCUUCAGGAGGAACUUUGGAUACACACUGAGGUCAGUCAAUGAUCUUUACAUCCAGAGGCAGUUUCCUAUCCUGGAUGACUUCAAAGCUAAGGUGAGAGAGUUUUACUUUGCUGAGGCCCAGGCAGCUGACUUCUCAGACCCUGCUUUCAUAUCGAAAACAAACCAUCACAUUAUGAAGCUGACCAAGGGCUUCAUCAAAGAAGCUCUGGAGAAUAUAGACCCCACUACCCAGAUGAUGAUUCUAAACUGUAUCUACUUUAAAGGAACCUGGGUGAAUAAAUUCCCAGUGGAAAUGACACACAAUCACAACUUCCGACUGAAUGAGAGAGAGGUGGUCAAAGUCUCCAUGAUGCAGACCAAGGGGAACUUUCUUGCAGCAAAUGACCAGGAGCUUGACUGUGAUGUUCUCCAGCUGGAAUAUGUGGGGGGCAUCAGCAUGCUAAUUGUGGUCCCACACAAGCUGUCAGGGAUGAAAACUCUUGAAGCCCAGCUGACACCACAGGUGGUGGAGAGAUGGCAGAAAAGCAUGACAAACAGAACUCGAGAAGUGCUUCUGCCUAAGUUCAAGCUGGAGAAGAACUAUAAUCUCGUGGAGGCCCUGAAGUCCAUGGGGAUUACUGAGCUGUUUGACAAGAAUGGCAACAUGUCAGGAAUCUCAGACCAAAGGAUCACCAUUGACCUGUUCAAACAUCAAAGCACCAUCACAGUGAAUGAAGAGGGCACCCAAGCUGCUGCUGUGACCACGGUGGGUUUCAUGCCACUGUCCACCCAAGUCCGUUUCACUGUUGACCGCCCCUUUCUGUUCCUGGUGUAUGAGCACCGCACCAGUUGUCUGCUCUUCAUGGGAAGAGUGGCCAACCCUACUAGGCCCUAGUGGCAGCAGUCUGGGCAUCUGAUGUGUUUUGGGGGUACUGUCUGAUUCUGUUUCCCAAUGAGGACAAAGAGUUUGGCAUCGUGACUUUUGAGGUUUAGGCUGCCAAUGUGAAUUCAUGAAAUUUGCCAAGGACUGAGAAGCUUGGGGACAAUUCUGCACAGGAAACAAUGGUGUAAGUCCAGUGGAGUUAGUGUAACUAAUCGAUGAGUCAGCUGUUCUCUAGAUGGUCUGAACAACAGACAGAUUGCUUCACCUUCCUACCACCUCCUCACAGUAAAAUGAUAAAGUGUGCCUGGACACCUCCUUCCUGGGCAUUCCAACAGCCCUAUCCUUGCUCUCGUACUCGAAGCCUUUCUCAUACAGGUCCCUCAUUUGAACAGAGCAAGAAAUGACUCACAUGACAAAUUUCUUACCUCUCCCAAAGAGGGUGUCUAAGUGUCCAUCCAACUAGGUUCGGGGCCCUGGGCAUUGGAACUUAAUUCUGUCAAGGCCCAAUCUUACAUAUCCAUGUAAAUAUCAACUGUGCCCCCCCUGUUGCCUCACUGUUACCCAGAGGGCAGCAUAUAUACUUUGCUACUUCUUCCUUUCUAAGAUAAAUAAACAUAGUCAUAUUUGCUGUCUAUCUGUUUCAAUUCUAUUUGUUGUUGUUGGUGGUGGUGGUGGUUAUGGGGCUUGAACUCAGGGCCUGGGUAAGUUCUUUGGCUCAAGGCUAGCACUCCACCACCACUC